This is a messenger RNA of Plutella xylostella (diamondback moth), 1582 nucleotides long. The record is from RefSeq and is a predicted model, not a curated record. NCBI's taxonomy places the organism in Eukaryota, Metazoa, Arthropoda, Insecta, Lepidoptera, Plutellidae.
UGUUUUAUUAUUGAUAGAUCCUAUAUCUAUCUAUCUUCAUAUAUUAUAACGUAUAUAUUAUUUACGAAACAUUCAUUAUUCCUUCUUGAAUAGCCGUGCGUGUUACUUUGUAUAAAAUUAUUCAUCAAGUGACAAAUAUUGCUUUUAAUAGUAGUUCUACCCUACCGAGGCGGGGUACCGGGCGGGCAUGGGGCUGGCGGAGGCGGGCCGGGAGUCCCCGCGCACCACGCCCGAGCGGCUCGCUGACCAGUCGCCCGGGUCGGGGCCACCACCAGGCUCGGUGGACAGCGACGAGGCGGACGAGUUCGCGCCGAAGCGCAAGCAGCGGCGCUACCGGACCACCUUCACCAGCUUCCAGCUCGAGGAGCUGGAGAAGGCCUUCUCCAGGACGCACUACCCCGAUGUGUUCACCAGGGAGGAGCUUGCAAUGAAAAUUGGGCUAACGGAAGCAAGAAUACAGGUGUGGUUCCAGAACCGUCGCGCGAAGUGGCGCAAGCAGGAGAAGGUGGGUCCGACGGGGCACCCGUACAACCCGUACCUCGGGGGGACGCCGCCGGCCGCCGUGGCCUCCAUGCCCAACCCCUUCACGCAGCUCGGCUUCGGCUUCCGCAAGCCUUUCGAUGCUAACGCCUUGGCGUCUUUUAGAUACGGCGGCAUGCCGGUGCUGGGCGCGCAGUACCUGGGCGCGCCGCUCCCGCGGCCGCCGCACUUCGGGGCACCGCUCUACUCCUCCCCGCCGCCCUUCCACUCGCUGCUGGCGGGCCUGGCCCCCCCGCGCCGCUCCCCCGACCCGCCCCCCGUCUCGCCCCCGAUCUCGCCCGGCAGCGAGUCCCCGCCAGCCCCCGCGCAGCCCACAGGACAAGAAGUGGAGCGAAGGAGCUCCAGUAUCGCCGCCCUAAGAAUGGCUGCGAGGGAACAUGAGCUGAGACUCGAGAUGCUCCGGCAGAGGCACCAUACGGACCUCAUUAGCUGAACUCUGGUGCGUGAAAGAGAUAGAUGCUAUAUUAGUGCGGAAAGGUGAAGCUGAUGUUACAAAGUGUAGAAUAGUUUCGGUUUACAACUGUUGGCGAAAUGUGUAUGUUCCUUUAUGUAUGUCCGUAAAUGCCGCUGUGUAAGUUAUUCAAAAUGUAUUAUAGUAAGAGUUAAUGUAAAAGUAAUGCAAUCCGUCCAGUUAUAGAAGUAAUUGUUAUUUAUUAUAGCAUUAAUUAAGAGGUCUAAUUAAAGUGUCCUUAUUUAUAAGAUUUAUAAUGUCGGUGAUAAAAAAUAUUAUUUUUAUUCCAAUUAGAGAUAUUACUGCAAUUCUAUUAUAAUGUUUGACAAUAAAUGACCAUAUAUACCGAGACCUAGAGGUAUACACUAGCUAGCUGUUGCAUUGUUCAAAUAUAUUAUACAUAAUAUCAUUAGAAACAUUUAAUUUUUAAAUAGAUUUUUUAAACAGAUGAUGCACCAAAGAACAUUUAAAAUACUGAACAUUCGAAAAAUUACACCCGUAGUAGAAAUAUCCAUCGAAAACAAUGUACUUAAUUCUUAGUUUGAACAGUUUAAUAGAUCAAAGGAUAAAUAAAUAUUUAUUACAUAUUUA